UUCAACUAAUUUUCUCAUUGCCGUCUUAGUUAUUGAAUCAAAGUCAAACACUUGACGCCCAAUCCCUUUGAAUACACAGAAGUUGCCAAGGACUCAACCCGCCAACACCCUCAACUACAAGAACAAAUCCACUGCUAUUAACUCCCACAAAUCCAACACUCAAGAACUUGAUCACUCACCAGUCGCAGAAACUGCAUAAUUAUACACUCCGUCAGAUGGAUCAGAGCACCAAAGGGCUUCCACCGCCGGCGUCAGCCGCCGGAACUGGGGCUGGCAAGAACUCGAUCAGUCGCCGGAAUGGUUAUCCGACGUCGUCUGGAUCCCACUGCAUGCACAGAGGCCACCGGAAUGAUCAAGGGGCUACAUCUGGAUACAGGUCAAGGUCAAGGGCACGGCAGGGAAGUAAAGAGGUCGUGAGAAGGGCGCUGACGCCGCCGUGUCAGAAGCCGACAUGGAGGUGGUGGAAUUUCAGGCCGACGCCCAGCCGUCUCUCCAACAUGUCUAUGGCUUGAUUGGUAGUCUCUAAUUUUUUGAAUGUACAUCAUAUGAGAGUUUAAAAAAUCUCAUUUUUUUUUUUUUUUUUGGAUUUAUACCCAGAUUUUUUUUUUUUUUUACUAGAUUGGAUUUAGUUUACCGUUGAGUUUCCUGUUAAAUCUCAUGUUCCAUUACUCCGUGUAUAAAAAUUAGAUAAAAUUAACAAUAUAAUCAUUACACACGUGACGUAUAUAUAAGAAACAUAAUAUAAGAUGCAACAAAAAAUUCAUUCCGUGCAUGACAGAAAAUCUUCUAUUUUAUUUUGGUGUCAACGCAAUAAUAAUCAAAUCAAGACACGAAUGAUAUACAUCUCCGCUUUUAAAUUAUGAUUUAAUUCUAUAAAGAAAUACGUGUCAAUCAUGCAUUGGUAUGCAAUAUCUACAGCACAUUGCUUCAACACCAGAAUGUAAUAGAAGAUCCCCGUAGUGGUAUUAGAUACACAAGAAAGUUUGAUAAUGCUUGUAAUAAAUAAUAUCGAUUAAACGAUUCUAUACAAACGACUCCAAAUUUAUCUUUUAAUUUAAAUUAGUAUUUCAUUUACAUAUAUAUGAAACAUGUAUAAAAUGGUCCCUUAAGCAUAAAGGGAUAUGAAUUUUAUACAUAUUACAAGUAUAUGAAAUGCAGAAUACAAGAUGAAAAACAAUUUGAAAUAAAGCAUAUGAACUGCUUCAGUUUGCCUGCAAAAACUACUUUACAUGUAUAUUUCUUCCUUUCAUGUAUCAGCAUCCAUCACUUGGGGCUUGAGUCUAAGAAAUAAGGAAGAAGAGAAAGCAAAGUUGGAACUGCAAUAGUCUUUAGCUCUUGUACGGGUUAAUAUUCGAUAUUAUUUUCAUUCACGCAUGAAUGAUAGGCGAUGUUUGCCUAAGUUACAGAUAAUAC
Sesamum indicum (sesame) is the source of this 1413-nucleotide messenger RNA. Lineage: Eukaryota; Viridiplantae; Streptophyta; Magnoliopsida; Lamiales; Pedaliaceae. The record is from RefSeq and is a predicted model, not a curated record.